AUGACCAAAGGUCCCAGAUGGCCUACACCUGUAAUUGGGUAUGACUGGCUGAUGAGGGCUAGUAAGCAAGAACCGUCAAUUUCGGUCUGUCUUGUCUAUGUCGGUUCUACUUCACCCACCGCCCUUUGUUUUAUGCCUGCCUUGGGGGCUGAGAAUGCUUCUGUGCCCGCCGUGCACGAUCAAGAGGAGGUCGAGACCGAAGAGGCGCCAGCUAGUCCGCAAUCCACAACACCGGCGUCAACCUUUGUGCUCACCGGGAAACCCUUCCUACGAGCCAUUUUCCGCAGCCUCGAGGUUGGACCGGGAACUGACUACGAUACGCUCUACGCUCUCAAUCUCCUCAUCGCCCUGAAAAUGAAUGGAUGUGAGUUGCAGCUUGCCCCCCCCCUUACUCCACCCUCGCAGAAUGUGUAG
Messenger RNA from Dibothriocephalus latus, 414 nucleotides. NCBI's taxonomy places the organism in Eukaryota, Metazoa, Platyhelminthes, Cestoda, Diphyllobothriidea, Diphyllobothriidae. The record is from the annotation of a GenBank genome assembly.